AUGUCUUCCAGAGUAACACGCUCCUCUGCGCGAAACGCAGCGAGCCAGGGAGCACUGCAGGGAGAUCUUAACUCCCCCCAAGCUUCUACCCAUUCGCCUGCAAUCCCCGGAAAUAGUACAAAUACGAACCAAUCCGCCCAAUCUUCAUCGAAACCAGUAUCUUCGCGAAAGAGAAAACCAGCAUCGGCUGAGAAUAGCUCGCCGACCCAACCUCCACAGAACGAACCGACCGCAUCGACUCGUCGAUCAAAGCGGCAGAAAGUUUCGGAGCAGCAAGCUCCUCAACCCGCAGCUGUACCUCCGCCUACUCCCACUACCCGCAAGCGGAAAGGGAAGAAUACUGCUUCUAUGUCUAGUCCAGCAGGUUCUGACCCACUCCCACCCACCAGGAUGCAGGACUCUACCAUUUCCACUUCAGCCUCGUCGAGCCGCAAGUCGAGUCGCAAUAAGAAGAACAGCCAGGCUGCUCAAGAUUCUUCUGCGACAGGUGCUUCCGGCUCUACGCGCCGCUCGAAGCGAACAUCUAGUAACCAUCCACCUCCUGAUCAAGACACUACUAUGACUGGUACCAAAGAUCAUGAAGAUGAAGAAGAGGCUCCACCGCCGCCGCCGCCGCCACCUCCGCCGGCGCAUGACCCCGACGAAGAUAACAGCGAUGACAACGACGACGAUGAUGAUGAACCCCACCGCCAUUACGACGACGAUCCGUUUGGUGGAUUCGGAGGUCCUCCAGGAUCGGGCUUAUCCAAUACCCUUAGGGCGCUAACUGGUAUGAUGUCUGGGCUCUCGUCGAGGCUGCGUGAUAUUCUCCACAAUCUUCGGCAAAAAGAAGAUCCAACGGCACAGUUGGUAGCUCUGCAGGAACUGGCUGAGAUUCUCCUGGUUUCCAAUGAAGAUAAUCUGUCGGGACAUUUCUCUCCCGAUGCUUUUGUAAAGGAGUUGGUGACUUUGAUGCAGCCUAACGAGAUCACCGGCGAAGAAAAUUCGGAGAUUAUGCUCCUCGCUUGCCGAUGUCUCGCGAACUUGAUGGAGGCUCUACCAGCUAGCGCUGCUAACGUAGUCUACGGCGGUGCUGUACCAAUCCUAUGCCAAAAGCUCCUAGAGAUUCACUACAUUGAUCUUGCAGAACAAGCACUGAGCACGUUGGAAAAGAUAUCUGUCGAGUAUCCCACUAGCAUCGUCAGAGAAGGCGGCUUAACUGCCUGUCUCACAUACUUGGACUUCUUUCCUACGGGUACCCAACGAACUGCCGUUACGACUGCUGCCAACUGCUGUCGCAACAUUCCGGAAGAUUCCUUCAAUGUCAUCACCGGCGUUAUGCCAAUUCUUCUAAACGUGUUGAACAGCAACGACCAACGGGUCGUGGAACAAGCAUCGCUCUGCGUUACUCGUAUAAUCGAGAGCUUCAAAUACCAAUCGUCAAAGCUGGAGCAGCUCGUUAGUGUGGAUUUACUGAAAGUCAUAUUGAGGCUUCUAGUCCCCGGAACUACGAAUCUCAUCAGCGCCAAUAUCCAUACCCAAUUUCUCCGGGUGCUAGCGAUCACGGCCCGUGCAAGUCCCAGUUUGUCGGCGGAACUCUUCAAGUUAAAUGUGGUGGAAACACUCUAUCAGAUUCUCACAGGCGUCUCUCCUCCUAGUGAGACGGAAGAUGUUGCCUCGAAACUUGAUAGUGUGGUUAUCAUGCAAGCUUUGAUCCAUCGGCCACGUGAGCAAAUCAUCGAGACUCUUAACGUCGUCUGCGAGUUGCUUCCAGGUCUGAUAUGGAGCGACGAUUCGGGCCCUUUGGUCCCCGUCGAUCUUGACAUUGCUGAAUCCGUUGCUCAGUCGUCUUUUGGUUCCCGCAAGAAAUCAUCCAAUGAGAAGAGACUCGAGCUGCUCGACGAGUGCAAGGAUCAAGUUCGAAGAUUUGCGUUGAUCCUCUUCCCUACGUUGACAGACGCAUUUUCAAGCACAGUAAACUUGAGUGUCCGGCAGAAAGUGCUUAAUGCACAGCUGAAGAUGCUAUCUAAUUUAGAUAGGGACAUCCUCGUCGACGCCCUUAAAGCUGUCCCUUACGCUUCGUUUUUGGCCUCCAUAUUAUCACAACAGGAUCAUCCCUCGCUUGUCAUGUCUGCCAUUCAGAUAACGGAACUUCUGCUAAAUCGGCUAGAUGACAUCUAUCGCUACCAGAUUUAUCGCGAAGGAGUCAUUAUUGAGAUUAUGAAGUUGGCUGCCGAGUACCAGGAGCCCGAGAACAAAACAACCGAGACGCCUGCAGACCACAGCAUGGCAUCUGGAGACGAGGAAGACAGGGUCUCGAUACAUAAUGGCUCUGGGGACGAAGACGAGGAGGACCGCGAAGACGAUGAAGACGAAGACGAUGAGAACGACGAUGAAGACCAAGAGAAUGAUCAUCAUGAUGACGACAUGUCCGGCUCGCCUGCUAGUUCUGAUGGGUCUACUAUGUCUAUUGAUGGGCCGCCUCGACCCUAUAUUGGUGAUAUCCCGUCUAUGAAGACCCGCAUCGCCGAGGCCGCCAAGAAAUUCUUAGAGGCUCAUGAGACGGAAAAGCACAGUAAAUCCAUGAAGAAGAAGGCCAAAAAGAUCCUAGACAACCUCGAAGCGCUGGCUUCUGGGAUCGAAGACUUCUAUCUUAGAAGGACUGCUAAAGAUCUUUCUCCCGAGAAUGGGGCCGCCCUAUUUGAAAAACUUGCCUCCUAUUUCGAUGCGGACGUCCUGGACAGUGUUACAAGCGCUGAGCUACUCUCUUCAGGGCUGGUACGCGUUCUGGAAGAAGUAUUUAGCAACCCUGACGAGAUGCUAGCAAAUGCUGCCAGAGCCGCGUUCCUCGAAGUCUUCAUGGGUCGUUAUGUGAGCUCGAGACCUAAGACCGCAACCGCAGACUCUCCUGCGACCCCUUUUAGUAUCUUGAUCCACAAACUUCAAGAUCUACUUAGUCGGUCGGAGCACUUUGAGGUUAUUACCGUCCACCAUAGUUCGUUCGAUGGCAAUCGCAGCAGCGCGGCGUCCAUGUUGGCGAAGCAGAUUAGGCUGAGGUUAGUCGCUGACGAUGAUUCUGACAUCCCUCGUUCGUUCCGUAGUAUCAAUGUCCACAUCCAUGCAAUUGCAACAUUCAAAGCUCUGGAUGAUUGGUUACGACCCCGAAUCACUUUGCACGAGCGCCCUCGCGGUUCUCGGCCUCGUGACGGAUUAUCUCGAGCACUCGCCGCGAUGGCCAGCUCGGCAGGGCUGCCGUCGGCCGAACGACUAGCUGAGCGGCUGGGAUCAAGUUAUGCUGCCCCUCCUCCUCCUCUCCCAAACCAAGCUUCCAGUUCCCGCCAACCGCGAAGAUCUAAGUCGAAGCAACCGGGUCAAUCCGAGACCCCGUCUACCCCGGGCUCGGCAGCAGGCUCCGGCCGCGAGAAGGCAAUUCUCCGCAGAUCCACCCGACGUCAAGCAGCUCAACCAAGCGAGACUCAUACACCGGCACCUCCCCCCCCGCCACCAGAGGAUGACGAAAAUUUGCAGAGUACGCUGGAAUGUGCGGACGAAAAGCCGGUCACUGACGAGGACGAAGAAGCAGAGACUGCUGCCGAUAGUAGCGCUCUCGACGCUAUAGUUGGCGAGCUGGACGAAGAUAUGGAGGAUGCCCCCGCUCGUGAUCCGUCCGCGGUGAACUUGGUAGAGGCGGCUGGGGGGAAGAUCACGGCCAGAAAAGAAGAUGGAACUCGGGUCCCUACUCCAGCUCAGACUGGCGGUGCCAAUCUACCGAAUCGUAGUGCACCACCUCAACCCCCAGCAUCGCAGCAGAGCACACCAACCCCCAGUGCUCCGUCUACUUCUCGAUCGCUUUCUUACGCAGCUGCUAUCCAGGCAAUACCCCAGGAUUGGCAUAUCGAGUUUAGUCUUAACGACCGGGUUAUUCCUAAUGAGACGACUAUCUACCGCGCUGUCCACAAUAACUCGUCCCUUCCCGACGAUCAUGUCAGCCGCAGCGUUUGGUCUACUAUGCAUGUUAUAAAAUUCCGCCGCGUGCCAGGACCUCCUCCCGCUGAGCCUAUUGGAUUCGGGCCUUCAUUCGAGACUGCUUCCGAUGUUAACGGCGUACCCGUUUCACUUGCAAACAAUCCAACAACGGCUUCCAUUCUCCGUCUGUUGAACAUUUUACAUGAUCUCAAUGCGAACAUUGACGACAUUAUGGUGGAAAACAAGAAUACCCUAAAAUUGAACGUCGAGCCAUUAUCGCAGUUUGUCAAUACAAAGUUGACUGCUAAACUUAAUAGGCAAUUGGAAGAGCCUCUCAUCGUGGCUAGCAAUUGCUUGCCAGGCUGGAGCGAAGACUUAGCCCGACUAUAUCCGUUUCUCUUCCCCUUUGAGACUCGCCACCUAUUCCUCCAGUCAACUUCGUUUGGCUAUGCUCGGUCUAUGAGCCGAUGGCAGAAUGCACAGCAGGAAGAGUCACGUCGCGAUCGACGUGAUGAUAACGUUUUCCUUGGUCGACUUCAGCGCCAAAAGGUGCGAAUUUCGCGAUCUAAGAUAUUAGAGUCGGCGUUGAAGGUGAUGGAACUUUAUGGGAGCUCGCAGAGUAUUCUUGAAGUUGAAUACUUCGAGGAGGUGGGAACUGGUCUUGGGCCUACUCUCGAAUUCUAUUCGACUGUCUCUAAAGAAUUUUCUAAGAAGAAACUCAGGCUCUGGCGUGAUAUGGAUUCGAACGACUCGGACGAGUUUAUUUCUGGUCCCACGGGAUUAUUCCCUCGGCCUCUGAGCGAUGACGACGCAAGCGCAAGCGUAAUUCUCCAGCUGUUCAAGAUGCUCGGGAAGUUUGUCGCAAGAUCCAUGAUUGAUUCGCGCAUCAUUGACCUGAACUUCAAUCCCAUCUUUUUCCGCAUUGGCGAAGGGUCUUCGAGCGUAAAGCCGUCUCUCGGUGCGGUGAGGAUAGUAGAUCCGGGACUAGCUAAUUCUCUAAAGCACAUUAAGAAGUUUGCCAUGGCGAAGAAGGCCAUUGACGAAGAUCCUAGUCGUACCCCCGCGCAGAAGGUUGCCGACACCGAGAAGAUCGUAGUCGACAAUGGAACACUUGAGGACUUAGCAUUGGACUUUACUCUGCCAGGCUAUCCGGAAAUUGAGCUCAUACCUGGCGGGUCUCAAAUCCCCGUUACUAUCUAUAACGUCGAGUCGUACCUAGACAAAGUUAUCGACAUGACUUUAGGCCGCGGUGUCAAGCGUCAAGUCGAAGCAUUCCGCACCGGCUUUUCCCAAGUGUUCCCGUACUCCGCUUUGAGCGCUUUCACACCAGAUGAGCUGGUGGCACUAUUUGGUCGCGUCGAGGAGGACUGGUCUUUAGAAACUCUUAUGGACUCUAUAAAGGCAGAUCACGGCUUCAAUAUGGACAGUAAAUCGGUUAGGAACUUGCUGCAGACGAUGAGCGAGCUGAGCCCGGCACAACGCCGUGAUUUCCUACAAUUUACUACCGGCAGUCCAAAACUUCCUAUCGGAGGUUUCAAGAGCUUGACCCCGAUGUUCACUGUGGUAUGUAAGCCGAGUGAACCGCCGUAUACAUCCGAUGACUACCUUCCAAGUGUUAUGACUUGUGUCAACUACCUCAAGUUACCCGACUAUAGCAGUAUCGAUAGCAUGAAGCGACAGCUAUUCACAGCUAUCAGGGAAGGUCAAGGUGCCUUCCAUCUGUCCUAA
Daldinia caldariorum is the source of this 5673-nucleotide messenger RNA. RefSeq lists its product as uncharacterized. Gene Ontology annotation, molecular function: ubiquitin protein ligase activity. Gene Ontology annotation, cellular component: nuclear speck. Gene Ontology annotation, biological process: protein polyubiquitination; proteasome-mediated ubiquitin-dependent protein catabolic process. The coding region runs from base 1 to 5673 and encodes 1890 amino acids. The record is from RefSeq and is a predicted model, not a curated record. The transcript has 5 exons. NCBI's taxonomy places the organism in Eukaryota, Fungi, Ascomycota, Sordariomycetes, Xylariales, Hypoxylaceae.